This is a messenger RNA of Tripterygium wilfordii, 767 nucleotides long. RefSeq lists its product as uncharacterized. The transcript is spliced from 2 exons. The record is from RefSeq and is a predicted model, not a curated record. Bases 215 to 697 code for a protein of 160 amino acids. NCBI's taxonomy places the organism in Eukaryota, Viridiplantae, Streptophyta, Magnoliopsida, Celastrales, Celastraceae.
AUACUGCAAUUAUUGGCCUUACCCCGUUGGUGAGAUGGAGUGAUGGAAUAGAAAGUGCAAAUGGCGAUGGGAUGCUCAUGGAGUAGUGAAAUUGACAUCAUGGAAUUGGUGGUGUAGAACUGCCGGAGCACAAUUUCCUCUACUUUCCUCGCAAUCUACAACAAUUCUGUUUGCCGACACUUCUGCCGUGUUCGUCUGUUCAAGUGAAACGAGCAUGGAGGACGAAUACUCAACCACAACAGCUGUACCAAAAACAGCAACAAGAAAAGUUGCUCGGUUCGGCAGUAGUAGCUACAAGUUCUGGAUCUUACUCGCAAUUCUGCUCCUCGCCUCCUGGUCCUUGAUCACUGGCUCCGUCACUCUCAAAUGGUCCGCCGGUAACCUCUCUCACUUCCCCGCUGAUGCCGAUUUGCCAGUCCACGGCGAUCUCGAUGUCCUCGAAGUGGAGGAGAGGGAGAAAGUGGUGAGGCGCAUGUGGGAGGUGUAUACACAGAAAGGUAGUGGAAGAAUAAGUAUAGAGCUGCCUCGGUUCUGGAGAUACGCUUUUGAAGCUGCUUAUGAGGAUUUGGCCAGUGAUGUUCCCAGCGUUCGAGACGCCGCCGUUUCAGAGAUCGCCGAGAUGUCCUUGCUCUCCAUUAAUACUAUUGAACCGCUUACUAUACAGUCCACCACUGGUAAUGUUCACGGUGUCGUCUGAUUGCAACUUUUGUACAAUACAACUAUUUAGGAAUUGCAUCACUAUCGUUAAAAAUACACUAGUUAUCUGA